AUGAUGGCUGGAGUAAGGGCCACCCUGGGGCUGUCUCUCACCUGCAUCUCAGCCCUCAGCCUCGUCUCCCCUGCCUGGUUCCAGAUGCCCACCUUCUCCUUUGGCGUCCUCACCUACUGCUCCUGGCCAGGGGACAGCUGGAACCAGAGCUGUGUGACCUUCAGGUCCCUGAAGGACAUUCCUGACUUUGCGUGGAAGGUGGCUGCCGCGCCGCUCCUGGGUGGCUGGGUCCUGCUGGCUGGCAGUGCUUUUCUCCUCCUGGCCUGGACCCUGGCCCCCAGAGGGCUGUGCCCAAGAAGGGGCAGUGGCCUUACGCCAGGGGUCCAGGCAGCUGCAGCUGUCACCUCCAUUGUGGGUCUGUUGGUUUUCCCAGUCACCCUGGCCUCUCCAUUUGCCAAAGAAGCCUGUGAAGUCUCCUCCAUGUACCAUGGUGGGAAGUGCCAGCUGGGCUGGGGCUAUGCAACUGCCAUCCUCAGUGUGGUGCUGACCACCCUCCUGCCCCUCACUGAGGGGCCACGCAUGGCGCAGGCCCAGGUUGUCCUCUUCUCCAGCAACACCCAGAGAAUCAUCCGUAUAGAAAUGAAUAGAUAA
Messenger RNA from Castor canadensis (American beaver), 591 nucleotides. It is a transcript of the gene Lhfpl7, whose product is annotated as LHFPL tetraspan subfamily member 7. Lineage: Eukaryota; Metazoa; Chordata; Mammalia; Rodentia; Castoridae. Gene Ontology annotation, cellular component: membrane. The record is from RefSeq and is a predicted model, not a curated record.